CAGACAGUGACCCCACCCCAAUUUUUAAAAAUAUUCGAUAAUUUUCACCCCCACACAGAAAAAUAUAUAUCCGAGAAUAUAUGCCGGCAAAAAUUUAUCUGAGAAAUCUCAACUCGACUAAUACUUCCCGCGUUUCUUUGGUCUCUUUGUUCCGUUGUUAUUCCAAGAAUUCCAUAACUCAAAACAAAGUCUCAAAUAACGGAGGUCGUUGCGUCGUCAUUUUAAUUUCAACGUUGUUACCAUCGACAUUGAUUUUGAUAAAAAAAAAUUAAUUUUAAAAAUGUCAUCACGUAAACGUGUUUAUGAACAUUCUGGUUGGAUCAGUGAUAUAUUAUCAUCAGAUACAGCAGUGAUAAGUUUUGACAACAAAGGCAUAACUGAUAAUGUAUUAUUGAAGAAAAAUCAUUUUUAUUACAAAGGAAAAGUAAUCGAUUCCGAUGAAUGUUUUUAUAAUUAUCUUUCCAUCGGUGUCACGGUGAAAUUUUCUGGUUACACCUGGUGUUCAGAAGAGUACUCAGACUGUACUUGGUACGCUACUAUUUGCUGGACACUUGAUUCCAGUCCAUGGUCUAGUGUAGCAAUAAAAAGUGGUCUAAUGUUUGUAUCAGGACGAAUUGUGAGUCUCAAUAAUCUACGUGGUGUCAUUGAGUUGACUGAUAACUCUGGAAAAUCUCAUAGAAUUUUAUUUGUUGCUUCUAAAUUAUAUUGUAAGAGUAAAAAAUUUUCUGGUAAAACACUGACGGAAGAAGUUAAAAUUGGUGAUUGUAUUUCAUUUGAUGCAAUUCCGUGUAUUGCUGAAGAAAAUGAUGAACAAUGUCAAUGGUUUGCAACAUGUGCGUAUAUUGGCACCAGGCCUAAAUUAAUUAACAGUUCAUUUGAUAAUACUAAUGGCGAAUGUGAUUUUUCGACACCAGUUUGGAAUGAUGAUAUCAAAAUUGAUUCUCAAAAUGAUUUCAAUAUUAACUGUUCGAAACUUAUUAAAGAGAACAUAAAUAAUCCCAAUACACUGUUUGUAUGUGGUCGAGGCAUUGUAGUCGAUAUUAUUAAUGAUGAAUUUGGUGUUAUGUUGGGUGAAUUUAGUAUUAAUUGUUUCCAAACAAUAAUAUUUCAUCGGCGUAGUACGUUUAUUGAUAAAUUGUGUUUGAGCAUGGUUGAUCUCGCUGAAAUAUUUACUAACGGCGAUCGAUUGAACUUCGUUGCGGUUGGAGCACCAUCAGGUUUCUUAACUGAUUGGAUCGCUGUCCAAGUUUCUGCGGUUCUGACAGAUUUAAAAAAAGAUGCCGGCGUCAACAAUUCUGAAUCAGAAUUGAGUGAAUCGUAGUAAGCUGUCAACUUACAUUCGCAUUAUUAUGUUUACGGAAGCAUUUUGAUUCUUAAAUUGUGGUUCCUGGCAUAUCGAACUGUUUAUUCAGUGGUUCUGGUACUCAAUGACAUGACAAUGAAGCACCAUCGAACUUGAGCUACUUUUACUCAAGGAUUUUGAUCUGCCAUCAGCAGCACUUAUAAGUAUCCUUAUUAUGUUUAGUAAAUUAAAAAAGUGUAUACUUUGUCUAGGACAAUAAAAAAAAAUUUAUAUAUACAUAUGUCUAUAUAAAUAUA
Microplitis demolitor is the source of this 1599-nucleotide messenger RNA. RefSeq lists its product as uncharacterized. The record is from RefSeq and is a predicted model, not a curated record. Bases 281 to 1321 code for a protein of 346 amino acids. NCBI's taxonomy places the organism in Eukaryota, Metazoa, Arthropoda, Insecta, Hymenoptera, Braconidae. The transcript is spliced from 5 exons.